Panicum hallii is the source of this 2352-nucleotide messenger RNA. RefSeq lists its product as uncharacterized. The record is from RefSeq and is a predicted model, not a curated record. NCBI's taxonomy places the organism in Eukaryota, Viridiplantae, Streptophyta, Magnoliopsida, Poales, Poaceae. The transcript has 14 exons. Bases 458 to 1966 code for a protein of 502 amino acids.
CCUACUAACUCGUUAACGUUCACAUUUCCCACGCCACACUGCGCCUGCUACUCCGUAGUGCCGUCCCGUCCCGUCCCAGCCGCCUCGCUCCUCCGCCUCCGUUCCCCCCACCUCGCCCCGCCGCCGCCGCCGCACCCGUGGAGUCUUCCGCGAGCACCCGCCACGUUCCCCGCUCGCCGGACCCAGCGGCGCGCGGCGGGCAUUCCGAGCUCCGGGACGCCGGGGGGGCCGCGGGGUGCCGCGCGGAUCUGAGGCUGACGGGUCGGAAUUCGGGCGAAUAGCUGGCGGCGGGAGUUGGGUCGGGUUGGUUUGGCGAGUUUAGGCGGGUUUGCGCGGAAGGAGGAAUUUGGGGGAGGAAGAGUUGGUGAGGCCGUCGCUGGGUGGGAGGCCGCCCGUGGUACAUGCGCCCCGGAGGCGCCUGCCGCCGCCGCCGCCGCUUCGCCGUUGUUGGGAAGCGAUGAUCGAGCAGUUCGUAAACUUUGUCAUCCGGCCGCCUCGUGCAGAGUACAACCCAGAUCAGUAUUUAUGGGAGCCAGAGUUUACUCUUGCCGGAAGGAAGUACAAAAGGCUAGAUUUGGAGCUUACUAAUGAAAGAGGUCAGACCUUAAAAUGCAGCCACUAUGUUCCUGCUGUCAUACCAGAAGACACUGCCCUUCCAUGUGUUAUCUAUUGUCAUGGAAAUAGCGGAUGCAGAGCCGAUGCAAAUGAAGCCGCUGUAAUACUUCUUCCAUCAAACAUCACCCUUUUUGCGCUUGACUUUGCGGGAUCAGGGCUAUCAAGUGGAGAGUAUGUCAGCCUAGGUUGGCAUGAGAAGCAGGAUCUCAAAUGUGCAGUGUCCUUUCUACGUAAUAAUAAGCAAGUUUCUUGUAUAGGCCUCUGGGGGCGCUCAAUGGGUGCUGUUACAAGCCUGCUGUAUGGAGCAGAAGACCCCUCAAUUGCCGGCAUGGUUUUGGACAGUGCUUUCUCCAACUUAUAUGACUUAAUGAUGGAGCUUGUAGAAGUUUACAAAAUACGAGUUCCUAAGUUCACGGUUAAGAUGGCUGUUCAGUACAUGCGACGCGUCAUUCAAAGAAGAGCUAAAUUUGACAUAAUGGAUCUUAAUGUUGUCCAGUUUGCACCGAAGACAUUUAUUCCUGCAUUAUUCGGACAUGCAUCGAAUGAUAUGUUUAUCCAGCCACAUCACACAGAACGUAUUCACCAGGCAUAUGCGGGGGAUAAAAAUUUAAUCAAAUUUGAGGGUGAUCACAAUUCCCCAAGGCCUCAAUUUUAUUAUGACUCUGUUUCAAUAUUCUUCUAUAAUGUUCUUCGCCCACCUCAAUUUCCUUCAACAUGCUCUGAUAAAUUUGACAAGUAUUACAACCUUGGUGCUUUUAAGGGUGGUCCUGGUACAAAUGAGAGCUUAUUGUAUGAGAUCAUCAAUGGUCUACGGGCAGCCGGCACUGAUGCAGGCAGUUCAUCAGCUGCUACAACUAAUUUCACAAAUGCUACAAAAUCAGUGGUUGAGUUGCUGACAGAGAGGGUAAAUCAGCUCUCUGUCAAAAAUGAUAAUGACUUGGAUUUCCUUUUGGAUGAAAAUCAUAACCUCACUGAGAUGGAUAGCAACACAGCCGAGUGUCAUUUAGAGGAUAAAGCAAACAGACAAACUGAGGAGUGCUGCUCUUACACCAGCUCAAACAGAGAGAGCUGGGGAAGAUGUUCUUCCUUGGGCGCAGCUAGUGACGGAUCAUCUUCAGGCGAGCGGCCUGGGAUACCCAAUCAUAAGCAUAAGAGCAUGACUCUAAGGGCUUUAGCGACGCCACUGAGACGGAUACGAAGGAAGCCUCUCACAAUCCCAAAAGAGAAGAAGAAUCGGUCCCUAUGGAAGAGGCUAAAAAAAGAGAGGCAAGAGAUGGGGGAGAACUUAUCCCAGCGUCUCCGGCUGUGUCUGCAAGGCCAGGCUCGACACAAGAGAACCAAGUCGUCUUGACUACUGUGAAUACACAAUUAACUCGGAAAAAUCUGCUAGGAACUCGCUGAUGAUUCACCAACAGGACUGCACCGCGACUUGGAGUUUCUGACAUUCAGUGCCAAUCAUGCUGUGUACAUUGGUUGAGCAUUACUUAGAAUCUUCUGUUAGGUCAUGGAUUGUCCCAGCCCCAGGGUGUGUUAACUGCCAAUCUUCCACAUUCGUUCCUUAUUAUUCUUUCCAAUUUCAUCCUGUAAAUUCCAUGGCUGAUUGUUCUGUGACUUGUGGUUGGGGAAGGGGCAUCAGUGCAUUGCUUUCAGGAUUUGUGUAGGGUUUGAAGGUCGAGUUGUAUCGAUCGAAUCUCUCUCUGCUUUCAUCGCUGCUCGGCGACUCUCUCUGAUUUGCUA